GCAGCUGCUUUUUUAUUGCGGAUCUUGCCGCCAUGGCCAUCCUGCUGCUUGUGUCCUCCAGCUUUGCCAGCGUCUUCUCCGGCUUCCCACAGAGCAGGUCUCUUCACCUACUACUACUCUUCUUACAUAGAAGACACCGGCUGAUACCAUAAUAAUAUACUAUCUAAUCUACUGCUCUAUCUCGACGUCUAAGGAGGUAUGCCAUCCCCUUCCUGCUCCGUGGGCUUAAGCUAACCUACUGUUAGAUCCCAUAAAAUAGAUACCGCCGGCCAUGGAAAACUCCAACGACAGCAUGCAUUCACGGAUGCGGCUGGAGCAGCUGGCUGCUGAUAUGGGUGUCUACAUGAACAUGAAGUUCCCUCGAAUCACUCGCAAGGAUACCGUCUCGUCCUUCAGUCAGCACGAUAAAGAUGCUGCAGAAGCGCUGGCAAAGCGGAAGCGGCUGGAGGCCUUUUCAGCCAAAUCCCAUGUAUUCAGACGGACCCCGAGCAAACGCAGCUUCAAGCGAGAGGAAUUGUACUCAGCUAUAGACACGGCGAUCCGAGAUGACGCCUCGCUGGGCAUGCUGGAGUACCUUCUUACGCAGCUCAAAGAGACCAAGGCGAAGAAGAGCUUUUUCAAGACUCAGGAGAACUCCGUGGCUCUCGACAUGACCGACCUGCUUAGACUCGCGACAGAGAAGAGGAACUCCAGCUUUCUAGAGAUCCUGUCUCCUCACGUUGACCAAUGGGGCCUUGAUGCUGCUCUCGGCAUCGCGGUUGCAAGCUUGGAUUUGCAUUGUAUCAAGGCAUUGCUCCAGAAUGGGGCAGAUCCCAACUCCUGUCACCAACAGUUUGUCACGGCUGUAGGUAACGGACAUGUUGCCGUCGUUGAGAUGCUGGCUGGAACCGAAAAGAAACUCAGCAGCUCCUGCCUGGAUGAGGCUCUUCCGGUAGCAGUUUCGAUAGGGUCUAUGAGGUUGGUAAUGUGUCUCAUACACAACGGAGCAAACGCGGAUACAGACCAAAUACUGGAAACUGCUGUACGGGCUGGAAGACUCGACAUAUCUGCUGCCCUAGUCCUCGCCAGUCGUCCUCCUUCUCGGAUCUCGCUUGACUCCGCAGCUGGUGCUGCAUAUCAUUCGAACAACCUCAGCUCAGAAGAACGAGAUUCCUUGCUUGAGUUACUUCUUUGCGCUGGCGCAAAUGGAGACUGUGUUGCCAGAGCUCUACUGCCAUAA
Trichophyton rubrum CBS 118892 is the source of this 1219-nucleotide messenger RNA. RefSeq lists its product as uncharacterized. NCBI's taxonomy places the organism in Eukaryota, Fungi, Ascomycota, Eurotiomycetes, Onygenales, Arthrodermataceae. The record is from RefSeq and is a predicted model, not a curated record. The coding region runs from base 272 to 1219 and encodes 315 amino acids. The transcript has 2 exons.